Molecule: messenger RNA, 1197 nt
Organism: Penicillium coprophilum
Lineage: Eukaryota; Fungi; Ascomycota; Eurotiomycetes; Eurotiales; Aspergillaceae
Product: NAD(P)/FAD-dependent oxidoreductase
Exons: 6
Coding region: 1-1197 (398 amino acids)
Cellular component (GO): cytoplasm
Molecular function (GO): flavin adenine dinucleotide binding; electron-transferring-flavoprotein dehydrogenase activity
Source: RefSeq, a predicted model, not a curated record
AUGGCAACCUCACUGCGGAAUAUUAUUGUUGUUGGCGGAUCGUUCGUGGGGCGUACGACAGCUCAGGAGCUUGCACGCAUCGUGCCUUCAACGCACCGGGUCCUUUUGACAGAACCCCAUAGCCACUUCCACCAUCUUUUCACCUUUCCUCGGUUUGCAAUUGUUCCCGGACAGGAACACAAAGCGUUCAUUCCUUACAGUGGGAUUUUCAAUGCGUCGCCCAAUCCUUCCUCCCACGGCAUAGUCCAGGCUCGCGUACUGUCAGUCAAACCUACCCAUAUUGAGUUGGACCGUGAAUGGCAAGGCUCGAACGUGGUUCCCUUCGAUUAUGUCGUUGUUGCGACCGGUACCCGCCUCUGCAAGCCUGCAGCCAUGGACGAUGAUGACAAGCCAUCAUCGGUCGAUUAUCUACAAAAGCAUCAAGCGGGCGUAAAGAGAGCCCAAUCGAUUUUGAUUGUCGGUGGCGGUGCUGUCGGUGUUCAAAUGGCCACUGAUUUGAAAGAAUAUUACCCCGAGAAAGAGGUCACUGUGGUGCAAUCCAGGCCGCGAGUGAUGCCGAGUUUCCACUCUGGACUUCAUGACCUUAUUAAGGGACGGUUUGAUGAGCUGGGAGUCCGCCUCAUCACCGGGUCUCGGGUCACAAUCCCACCGAAUGGAUUCCCCACCGAUGGCAGCACCUUUGAUGUCCAGCUCACAAACGGUACCACCAAAUCCACGCAAUUCGUCAUCUUGGCCACUGGACAAACCCCAAAUAACCAACUAGUGGCUGACUUGAACUCUUCUCGUCCGGGCGGCGAGUCAGUCAUCAAUCCAGAUAAUGGAUUUAUUCGCGUUAGACCAACAAUGCAGUUCUUGGAUGAGGGAUAUUCGAACAUGUUUGCCGUGGGUGAUAUUGCAGAUACCGGUGCCCAAAAGGCUGCUCGGCCAGGCUCAGUCCAGGCAGCGGUUGUUGCAAAGAACAUUCAGGCUUUGAUCGAAGGCCGCACUGCCGAGGAUACAUUUGUCAAGGGGCCUGGAGCCAUUCAUUUGACACUUGGCAUGAAACACAACGUAAUUUUCCGCAACCCCAAUACCGCAGAAGGCCAAACAGAGCCUUGGAUCAACCCGAAGGAUGAUGGCCGAGAGGAUAUGAACGUGGAGGCUAUGUGGGAACGGUUGGGUAUCUCGGUUGAGAAUCCUCGUCAAUAUCACCUCUAG